This is a messenger RNA of Anguilla anguilla (European eel), 1131 nucleotides long. RefSeq names its product deoxycytidine kinase (gene dck). The coding region runs from base 97 to 888 and encodes 263 amino acids. Gene Ontology annotation, biological process: nucleobase-containing compound metabolic process. The record is from RefSeq and is a predicted model, not a curated record. Gene Ontology annotation, molecular function: deoxycytidine kinase activity; ATP binding. Lineage: Eukaryota; Metazoa; Chordata; Actinopteri; Anguilliformes; Anguillidae. The transcript is spliced from 7 exons. Gene Ontology annotation, cellular component: mitochondrion; cytoplasm.
AGACACUCGCGCCAUUUUUUGAACUUUUGUUCUUCCUGCUUCCUAAUCAGAAGGCAGAUUAGACUUGUUGUGCAAAGGUUUGUACAUUUAAGAAUCAUGUCGCCAACGACGAAGAGACCCUGCCCCAGUCCCUUGGACGACAGUUUAGAAAAAAGGAUAAAACGAAUUUCUAUUGAAGGCAAUAUUGCUGCAGGUAAAUCCACAUUUGUACAUGCUCUGGAGCAACAGUGCAAGGACUGGGACGUGGUUCCGGAGCCUAUUGCCAGAUGGUGCAAUGUACAGACCCAAAGCGGUGAAUUCCAGGAGCUGACCACCUCUCAGAAGAGCGGCGGGAACGUCCUGCAGAUGAUGUAUGAGAAGCCAGAGCGGUGGGCCUACACCUUCCAGAGCUACGCCUGCAUGAGCAGGAUACGGGCCCAGAUCAGAUCCACCAACGGGAAGCUCCGAGAAGCUGAAGACCCGGUGCAGUUCUUUGAGAGAUCCGUGUACAGCGACAGAUACAUAUUUGCCGCAAACCUGUACGAGAGCGAAUGCUUAAAUGAAACUGAAUGGGCCAUUUACCAGGACUGGCACGGGUGGCUGCACAAGCAGUUUGGGAAACACAUUGAGCUGGACGGGAUCAUCUACCUUCGAGCCGCGCCUGAGAGAUGCCUGGAGAGGCUGCACCUGAGAGGGAGAGAGGAGGAACAGGACAUCCCCCUCGAGUAUUUAGAGAAGCUCCACUUCAAACAUGAAAGUUGGCUACAGCACAGGACAAUGCGCAUGGAAUUUGACUAUUUGUACGAUGUACCGGUUUUGACCCUGGAUGUAAAUGAAGAUUUUAAAUCUGAUAAAAUAAAAAUCACCGAUAUGAUUGAGAAGGUCAAAGAGUUCCUGAGUACUAUAUAAACACUGGUUAUUUGCUGGAGAAGGACCAUCUUUUGCAGUCAAUCAAGAGAAACAAUUUGACACAGACAAGAAUUGAAAUCAAGUAUUCAGAAAUGUAUGUGACAGUUUAUUGAUAUUUAUAUAUUUAGUGUGUAGUACUAUUUUAGUGUAGUAACUGACUUGUUAAUUGUCUGAUUCCAUGUGUGAUUCCAUGUAUAUUUGUGAUUUUAAGGUACAAAUAAAAUUGCUUUUAUUUAAAUAUUU